AUGGAAACUAUCUUUAUCACCAUUCAUGAUUUAUCUCUUGAUGCACGAAUCAAGUACUGCUCGGAAUCUAUCCAGGACAUUCUUGGCUACAAACCUCACGAGGUAAAAGGCAAAUCAUGUUGGGAAUAUUUCCAUCCAGACGAAAUACCGUUUGCCAGAGCGAUUCAUGGCCGAGGUCUCGACCUCGAGAAGGCGGCUGCGCUGAAUUACUGCCGGAUACGGCACAGGGAUGGUACCUGGAUUGGAAAAGGGGAAAAAGCUCAGCAACGAGCUGUCGAUGGCGCAACGGUCAGACGAGUAUUCGCUUCUUCACCACGAGAUCCUCGGUACCAUAUGCUGUCCUACAUCUCGAACAAGUUCAUUCAGAAAAUAAACUUCACCACACGGGAACCCCGCGCCGCGCUGGUGUUGAAUCGAUUUACGAGGACAUCGUCUGUAAUGUUUGCGACCAAUGGAGUUGAACAGAUACUUGGACUUUCCUCAGCAGACCUGGUUGGCAAAAGCUUUUAUUAUUGUAUUGCUGAGAACUGCUUGGCCGACGCUGUCCGAACCUUGGAAAGCGCCAAACAGAACGAUUCCAUCGCUUACCUUCGAUUCUUUUUCCGAGAUCCAACCUUACCUGAUCCUCCACUCAUCCAGGACCGCCUCAGCGAUACAGACGAGGACGAUGAUGAGGGAGGCGUAUUACUAUCGAGAGGGUCGAGGGAAUCUAGUGUCUCUACCACCUCGACUACGGUCAUGCAGGACGUCGACAACAUCCCGCGUGUACAAGUGAACACUCCACCACUGAAUGGACAUUCAACACAACCAAGGGACAUUAGAGGAGAUAGUCGAGAUAAUUCCAUAGGAGAUGGUAUCGAUUCACGCACAUCUUCUGGUAACAGCACAGACAUGGACACCAAUUCAUAUGAUCGCAUCUUCGACCGACCCAACCAGGUGGCUCGAUCUUCCGCCUCGUCUAUCACACCACCGAAUGGCCUUACUGGCCAAUCGACUCCCAAUGCUAUUGAAGUUGAAGCGGUAGUGUCAUGCACAUCAGAUGGUCUUGUGGUCGUGUUGCGUCGAGCUCAUCCUUUGGUACCAACCACUGCCACACCAGACUCAGAACAGCCUUCGUUUCCUAAUGGGUUGUUCGCAUCUCCUUGGGCUCCUGAACCUAUAUUACCAGAUGAUAUGAAACAGGCUGCUUCUGUCCCGGCGCUGCAACCUGUGACCGAACCGAUUGAGUCCGGCUUCAUGAGCGCUAUCAGAGACGUGGCUGUGUUCGCAUGGUCACUGACAGGUAUUAACGGAUCCAUGAUCGACCUGGCAAUCGGCACCCCUACUGGAGAAGCCAUUCCGCCCGGUGGACUUCCCGUGUGGGAUCCCAAUGCGCCACCUGGGCAGAACGAUAAUCACAAUGGUUUCUCAGGUGGUACCCAUCGGCCAAUACAGGGCAUGGGCGAGCCAGCCGACCAGGGUCCUCUAACAGAUACUGGAUUUUCAAGCAGCGAUGAUGAAGUUGUAUGGAAACGAGUGCCUCGAAUGCCUGCUUUCAAGAGACCAAAGAGAAGGGUUUAUCUCGACGCAUUUGGGUCAGAUGGAGAUGAUUCGGCGGACCAUUCAGCUGAUCAGUUAGGCGGCGUAGACAUACAAGAUAGAAGGAGGAGGAAGCUGGCUAACGGAUUACGGCAUAACUCGUCCAACUCAUCAUAG
Messenger RNA from Lithohypha guttulata, 1695 nucleotides. RefSeq lists its product as uncharacterized. Bases 1 to 1695 code for a protein of 564 amino acids. The transcript has 4 exons. Lineage: Eukaryota; Fungi; Ascomycota; Eurotiomycetes; Chaetothyriales; Trichomeriaceae. The record is from RefSeq and is a predicted model, not a curated record. Gene Ontology annotation, molecular function: protein binding; RNA polymerase II cis-regulatory region sequence-specific DNA binding; DNA-binding transcription factor activity, RNA polymerase II-specific. Gene Ontology annotation, biological process: regulation of transcription by RNA polymerase II. Gene Ontology annotation, cellular component: aryl hydrocarbon receptor complex; nucleus.